Messenger RNA from Uncinocarpus reesii 1704, 1065 nucleotides. RefSeq names its product 26S proteasome regulatory subunit rpn-8. Gene Ontology annotation, biological process: proteasome-mediated ubiquitin-dependent protein catabolic process. The transcript is spliced from 3 exons. Gene Ontology annotation, cellular component: proteasome complex; proteasome regulatory particle. The record is from RefSeq and is a predicted model, not a curated record. Bases 1 to 1065 code for a protein of 354 amino acids. Gene Ontology annotation, molecular function: metallopeptidase activity; protein binding. NCBI's taxonomy places the organism in Eukaryota, Fungi, Ascomycota, Eurotiomycetes, Onygenales, Onygenaceae.
AUGCCGGCGGCCACCACUGCCGAUGCUCUCUCCCUGGUGAACCGCACCGUCUCUGUCGCUCCCCUAGUCCUUCUCUCAGUCGCCGAUCAUUAUGGACGAACAGCAAAGGGCACUCGACGACGGGUCGUUGGCGUCUUAUUAGGACAGAAUGAUGGCAAGAACGUUCGAGUGUCAAACAGCUUUGCGGUACCGUUUGAGGAGGACGACAAAGAUCCAUCCGUUUGGUUCUUAGAUCAUAACUUUGUGGAAUCAAUGAACGAUAUGUUUAAGAAAAUCAACGCUCGGGAGAAAUUGAUUGGGUGGUACCACUCCGGCCCCAAGCUUCGAGCAUCAGACUUGGAGAUCAACGAACUCUUCAAACGUUACACACCAAAUCCGUUACUGGUCAUCAUCGAUGUACAGCCAAAGGAGGUCGGCGUGCCUACCGAUGCAUACUUUGCUGUCGAAGAAAUUAAAGAUGACGGAACCACAACCUCCAAAACUUUUGUUCAUACCCCUUCGAUAAUCGAAGCGGAGGAGGCAGAAGAGAUUGGUGUGGAACAUCUUCUUAGGGACAUCCGUGACGUUGCCGUCGGGACGUUGUCCACCCGAAUCACCUCACAGCUUCAAUCAUUACAAGGCUUGCAUUUAAGAUUACGCGACAUCGGCCAAUAUCUACAAAAAGUCCUCGACGGAGAAUUGCCCGUCAAUCAUGCUAUCUUAGGCAACCUCCAAGACAUUUUCAACCUCCUUCCCAACCUGGCAACGGCCAAACAACGCACACUCGCCAACUCAUCCGAGAACUCCCAGAUCGAAAAUACAGAACUUACACGCGCAAUGAACAUCAAAACAAAUGAUCAGCUCAUGUCCAUUUAUAUCAGCAGUCUCAUUCGUGCCAUCACAGCUUUCCACGAUUUGAUUGAAAACAAAAUCCAAAAUCGCCAACGGCAAGAGGAACAAGAGGCUAAGUCAGAGGAAGCUAAGGAUGAGAAGGCUACAGCAAAAGGUGACAGCGAAGAGAAGAAAGGGAAUAAUACCGAAUCUAAAGAUGAUUCAGAAAACUCAAAGAAUAAAAAGAAAGCGUAA